AUGUUUACAAUAAUAACAAGUGAGAGUUUUCGAAGCGAUGAUUCGGAAUGGAAAGAAUGUUCACUUGAAGAAAAGGUACGGUAAAAUAUAUUGUGUGCAAUUUGUCGUCGCGGUGUUUGCGGAAAAAACAUUUGGGGUAUACUGUAUGUAAUGUGUAAUUUGUCGUCGCGGUGUUUGCACACUUUGUUAGCCAGUGGCGUCCUGAGCGCACUUUGCGAUUAGAUUGUCUAGGCACGGCUCCUAGAAAAUUAGAUUCUCUAGGCGCAGCUUCUUGAGAACACGCCUCUCUAGGCUCGACUACUUCACAUAGUGAAUCUCAAGGCGCGGCUCCUAUAAAAUUAGAUUCUCUAGGCGCAGCUUCUUGAGAACACGCCUCUCUAGGCUCGACUACUUCACAUAGUAACUCUCAAGGCGCGGCUCCUAGAUAAUUAGGUUUUGUAGGCGUGGCUGCUUGAAACCCGGAUAUUUUUCAAUUUUCAGAUAAAUUCGUUGGAAUAUCUCUCAAAUAACUAUGAAAAAUACCUCCAAAAAGCGGAUGAUUUGAAAAGUGCCAUAAAAUACAACCGAAAAACGCAUGAAAUCGAAAGUCAACAAAUGCAACGAAAACUUCGACACAUCAAACAAGACUUUGGCUCGAUUCAAAAAGAUAUGUCAAAAAUCGCCGACGAAAGAUUGACACAAGUCAAAAAAGCAUUGGCACCAUAUUUGAAGGAUUCGGUUGAAACAUCGGAAAAUCCACAACACAUCAAAUCGCAACUCAUCGAAUUGUUAUCAAAGAUCAGUGGAAUUGAACAAAUUAUUAAAAAAGAUGCGGAAAUUUCGAGAAAUGUUCAAAAUGAUCAUGAAAUUCUUGGUGUUUUAGAAGCCAAGCAAAAAGAUGCGAUCGAACGUUUCGAGGGAGUUUCGAGAGUUCAAAAUUUGGCCUAUGAUAUUCCACAAGAUGAUCAGUUUUAUAAUUUGGCGAUUGCGCCAGCAUUGCUUUUGGCUUUGGGAUCAUCGAAAGAUGUUUCGAAAUAUUAUCAACAAAAUUUGAAGAGUAUUCAACAAAGAUUGUGCGCUUUUGUUGCGCAAAUUCGAUUCAAUGUGAGUUGAGAAAUGUUUUCCGAUGAAAAAUUCUUUGGAAAUGUUGCUGCGUGCGGCUGUGCGUCGCGGUCGGAGAAAAAUGCAUUUUCCCGACCGCAACGCACAGCCGCACGCGACUGAAGAAACAAUUCUGCACUGAUUUUUAGUUUUUACGCCAGCCACCAGGCAUGUGCCGGAAAUUUUUCGAAUUUUCCGGUUUUCUCAUAGAAAAUUCCAUUUUCCGAUUCAAAAAAUGAGUUUUACAACCAUUUUUAAAAUUGAAAUUUGAAGACUUUAAAAAAAUUUCCGGAAAUUUUCUGCUUUUCCGUUGAUAUCUAAUUCCGAAAGGUUCUUUGAUCACAGAAAUCUAAAAAACCGGAGCUUUUCCACAUUUUACUUAUCUUCAAAACCAAAUUUUCCAGAGCCAGCAAGUUUUCGGAACUCCUCAAAUUCAAAGCAACAAAUUGUCAAAUGGUGAAAUAAGUGUUGAAUCGUUGGUUGAGAUAACUGAACAUCCAGUUGAUAGUCUCACUUCAUUUUCAAAGUAA
This is a messenger RNA of Caenorhabditis angaria, 1610 nucleotides long. The record is from the annotation of a GenBank genome assembly. NCBI's taxonomy places the organism in Eukaryota, Metazoa, Nematoda, Chromadorea, Rhabditida, Rhabditidae.